Messenger RNA from Myiozetetes cayanensis, 1605 nucleotides. It is a transcript of the gene TMEM278, whose product is annotated as transmembrane protein 88B. The coding region runs from base 724 to 1263 and encodes 179 amino acids. The record is from RefSeq and is a predicted model, not a curated record. Gene Ontology annotation, molecular function: PDZ domain binding. Gene Ontology annotation, cellular component: plasma membrane. The transcript is spliced from 2 exons. NCBI's taxonomy places the organism in Eukaryota, Metazoa, Chordata, Aves, Passeriformes, Tyrannidae.
CAGAAGGGACGACACUGCCUGGAUUUGAGUGUCUGUGAGCGCAGACAGCUGAGAGCAGUGACACCACACAGCGCUCCCAUCUCCGCUUCCAGGUCUGCACCGUGUGGGCAAGGACUCCAGAGAGGGGAGAAACAGCUCCUGUUGUUUAUCUCCACCAGUCACCUCAUUUGGGUGAGGCUUGAGCAGGAAUAUCUACAUGGUUACAGGGUGAAGAGCAUGGAAAGAUGGUUUGAAGACAAGGAAGUGUCUGUCAGUGCCUGAUAUUCCUAAGAACCAGCAGUGCUCAGAGGUGGAGGAGGAGGACAUAAAGCCAGUCACCUUCUGGAGCUGAGCAGCCUGUCACAGCUAAGACAGUGACUGUUUGGGACCUCUUGGGAUCAUAAUCCCGGGAAGAACAACAGCAAAUUUAAAAGAGCUCUGGAUUCCAAACCAAAAUAAUAACUACUAUCAAACCUCCAGCAGCCAGAUCUACUCGGAACUGAGACUGGGACACUGCUGGGAAACCACCUCAAGAAAACAACCUGUGCUGGCAAGGUCCUGAGGAAGCAGGUGGCAAAGAAAAGAAAGAAGGAAAGAGAUCUUUCCUUCCUUGCUUCAUAAUGAUCUCUGGUUAAGGGGUUCUUGUCCACGUGGGGAAGAGGCAGAAAAAGCCUUUGCAAAUUGCCUCCGAAAGCAAAGACACCAUUUUGGACAAGAGCGUGGGCUGACUGAUCUCCUUGAAGAAUGUCUGCCCAGGACACUGAGGACUUUGGAGCAGAAAACCUCUCAGAGAAGUCUCGGAUGAUCCCCGGCCUCCCCCCCUAUGACAUGGAUGACCAGCUCCUGCCCAGGGAGCAGCGCAACCCCUGGUGCUGCCUGGCCUGGACCCUGGUCAUAGGCACCAUGAACUCCUUGGUCUUUCUCAUUAACUUGCUGCUGAUGUUUGUGAUUUUCACCAUCGUGCUGCUCCCCACCAUUGUGGUGGUUUACUUUGGCUUCCAGUGCCACUCCCAGGUCCUGCACUCAUCUGCCCGCUACUGCAAGAGCAUCCUGGACGACAACAGCUCCUCUGCCCUCAUCAUCCUGGGCUUUGUCAUCAUGUCCCCCCUCAUCGUGGUGGCCAUGGCCAUCUACUGCAGCCUGGCCCGGCGCCUGCGGCUCUUCAUGUGCUUCCAGCCCUACAGCCUGGCCGUCUACAAGGGGGGCAGGUGGUGCCGCUACGAGGGGGGUGGUCCCUGCGGCUGUGCCAGGGGCUGGAACACUCAGGUCAAGGCCUGGGUGUGAGUUGGCAUCGCCAACGCCAUCCUCUCCCCGCCCGGUCCCCGCUCAUCGGCUCCCCGGGGCCCUGCGGAGCUGCCACGGGGCCAGAGCUGAUGCUCAGCCGGCUCAGCUGGGGCUCCCUCGGGAUUCCAGGGGUGUCUGAAGUGGUGGCACAGAUCAGGCAGGGGAAGGCAGGGCAGCUCCAUCCCAUCACAUCCCCGCGGCCUCUGCAGCAUUGUUGGUGGGGUCUGUGUGCUGCUCGUCAUCACUGCAGGCUGUGUGUUCCCGCUGGGUGCUGUUCCCCUGCCUCCCCCCUGUAACCAUUUCCAGUGUUCUGUAGAAAUAAAGGAGGUUCCAAAUGCCCCA